This is a messenger RNA of Dovyalis caffra, 1602 nucleotides long. Lineage: Eukaryota; Viridiplantae; Streptophyta; Magnoliopsida; Malpighiales; Salicaceae. The record is from the annotation of a GenBank genome assembly.
AUGGCUGAUGAAAGAGAUUUCUUAUCCACAGAGAUUGUGAACCGUGGGAUUGAGUCUUCAGGGCCCAAUGCUGGUUCCCUAACGUUUUCAGUGAGGGUUAGGAGAAGGUUGCCUGACUUUCUUCAAUCCGUAAACCUAAAGUAUGUCAAGUUGGGUUACCAUUACCUUAUCAAUCAUGCCAUCUAUUUGGCCACCAUACCUGUUUUGGUCCUUGUGUUUAGUGCUGAGGUGGGGAGCCUUAGCAGGGAAGAGUUGUGGAAGAAACUUUGGCAAGAUGCUCGCUAUGAUCUUGCCACCGUGCUUGCUUCCUUUGGUAUUCUUGUGUUCACAGUUUCUGUCUACUUUAUGUCACGCCCCAGGUCUAUUUAUCUCAUUGAUUUUGCCUGUUAUCGUCCUAAUGAUGAUCUCAAGGUGACGAAGGAUCAGUUCAUUGAGCUGGCAAGAAAAUCAGGCAAGUUUGACGAGGCGAGCCUGGAAUUUCAGAAAAGAAUUCUAAAGUCGUCAGGCUUAGGAGACGAGACCUAUAUUCCAAAAGCAAUAAUGUCACAAGAGAAUUGUGCAACCAUGAAGGAAGGUCGUGCUGAAGCAUCAACAGUAAUGUUUGGUGCACUUGAUGAGCUCUUUGAAAAAACCAGGGUCCGUCCAAAGGAUGUUGGGAUCCUGGUAGUGAACUGCAGCAUUUUUAACCCAACCCCAUCACUCUCUGCCAUGAUUAUCAAUCGCUACAAGAUGAGGGGUAACAUUUUAAGCUUUAAUCUUGGUGGAAUGGGGUGCAGUGCUGGGAUUAUAGCGGUGGACUUAGCCCGUGACAUGUUGCAAGCUAACCCAAAUAAUUAUGCUGUGGUGGUUAGUACUGAGAUGGUGGGCUAUAACUGGUAUCCAGGACGAGACCGUUCUAUGCUUAUCCCUAAUUGUUAUUUUAGGAUGGGUUGCUCCGCCGUACUCUUGUCUAACCGCCGCCGUGACUUUCGCCGUGCCAAGUACCGCCUUGAACAUAUUGUCCGGACCCAUAAAGGCGCUGAUGAUCGUAGUUUCAGGUGUAUUUACCAAGAGGAAGAUGAACAAAAAUUCAAGGGACUAAAAGUCAGCAAAGAUCUCGUAGAAAUAGGAGGUGAAGCACUAAAAACUAACAUCACCACACUAGGCCCUCUGGUGCUCCCCUUCUCAGAGCAGCUCCUCUUCUUUGCUACGCUGGUUUGGAGGCAUUUAUUUGGCAACGACAAUGGAUCCCCAUCAUCACCACCCUCAAAGCCUUACAUUCCAGACUACAAGCUUGCAUUUGAGCACUUCUGUGUCCAUGCAGCCAGCAAGACGGUGCUCGACGAGCUGCAAAGAAAUCUUGGACUGAGUGACAAGAACGUUGAGGCAUCAAGAAUGACACUACAUAGGUUUGGCAACACUUCUAGUAGUAGUGUUUGGUAUGAGUUGGCAUACUUGGAAGCAAAGGAAAGGGUGAAGAGAGGAGACAGGGUUUGGCAAAUUGCUUUCGGGUCUGGGUUCAAGUGCAACAGUGUGGUUUGGAGGUCCAUGAGGCGUGUGAGAAAGCCUUCUAAGAAUAAUCCAUGGCUUGAUUCCAUUGACAGAUACCCUGUGCCUUUGUAG